This is a messenger RNA of Acanthopagrus latus (yellowfin seabream), 3142 nucleotides long. It is a transcript of the gene tpp1, whose product is annotated as tripeptidyl peptidase I. The transcript is spliced from 13 exons. NCBI's taxonomy places the organism in Eukaryota, Metazoa, Chordata, Actinopteri, Spariformes, Sparidae. Gene Ontology annotation, biological process: proteolysis; central nervous system development. The record is from RefSeq and is a predicted model, not a curated record. Bases 76 to 1764 code for a protein of 562 amino acids. Gene Ontology annotation, molecular function: serine-type endopeptidase activity; tripeptidyl-peptidase activity.
ACGUGACGGCUGCGUCUAUAACACCAGCCUCACCGGACACACAGCAGCUGAGUCCGGACCGCGGCAGAGGACAACAUGAACACGCUACUGACCUUCUCCAUCCCGUUGUUGUUCAGCUCGUUGGUCUGGAGUGGAUAUCUGGAAUAUAACCAAGAUGUCCUGAUACCAGAGGACUGGACUCAUGUGGGCCUGGUCGACCCCGCAGAGAAGCUGGAGCUGACAUUUGCCCUGAAGCAGCAAAACGUCGACCUGCUAGAGGAGACACUCAGACGGGUUUCAGACCCUGACUCAGCACAAUAUGGUAAACACCUCACCCUGGAGGAGGUGUCCUCCCUCAUUCGUCCAUCUGAACUGACCCAGAAGGUGGUGCGUCGCUGGCUGCAGAGUCAUGGGAUUACAGACUGCCUCACUGUUCACACUCAGGACUUUUUACAGUGCACCAUGACUGCAGAGGUCGCAGAGACGCUGCUUCCAGGCAGCAAGUUCCGACGUUACACCAGAGACAGCCAGUCUGUAGUGAGGUCUUCGGCGCCGUACUCCGUACACGAUGAUGUUCACCAGCACCUGGACUUUGUUGGGGGGCUUCACCGCCUUCCUCCUAAAGCGCAGCAGGAACCCAGUAAAGCCUCCUCAAACAAGAGGCAAAAGCCAGGGAUUCACCUGGGAGUGACUCCUGCCAUCUUGAGGGCCCGCUAUAACCUGUCAGCAACUGAUGUGGGAGCAGCUCAGAACAACAGCCAGGCUGUAGCUCAGUUCUUGGAGCAGUACUACAGCCCCGCAGACCUGGCUGAGUUUAUGAGCAUGUUUGGCAGGAGCUUUCAGCAUCACUCUCAGGUGGACCGAGUCGUGGGCACUCAAGGAGCAGGAAAGGCUGGUACGGAGGCCAGUCUGGAUGUGGAGUACAUAAUGAGCACGGGGGCAAACAUCUCCACAUGGGUCUUCACCAAUCCAGGUCGUCACGAGUCCCAGGAACCUUUCCUCCAGUGGAUGGUUUUGCUCAGCAACAUGUCUGACAUCCCCUGGGUUCACACCAUAAGCUACGGCGAUGAUGAAGAUAGCCUGUCUACUGCGUACAUGAUGCGCAUCAACACGGAGUUCAUGAAGGCCGGCGUCAGGGGAAUCUCACUGCUCUUUGCUUCUGGUGACAGUGGUGCAGGCUGCAAACAUUUGGGUAAAGGACAAAACUCCUUCAGGCCAAGUUUUCCUGCCUCAAGCCCCUAUGUGACUACAGUUGGAGGAACGUCAUUCAAGAACCCAUAUAAGGUCACAUAUGAAAUAACAGAUUACAUCAGUGGAGGAGGCUUCAGCAAUGUCUUCAAGAUGCCCGACUACCAGACCAGUGCAGUGGAUGCGUAUCUGAAGACCGUGGCUGCCACCCUUCCUCCUCAGUCGUAUUAUAAUACCAGUGGCAGAGCCUAUCCAGACAUGGCUGCCUUGUCUGAUAACUACUGGGUGGUCAUCAACAGAGUACCAGUCCCCUGGAUUUCCGGGACCUCGGCGUCGACCCCUGUGGUUGGCGGCAUGCUGUCUCUCAUCAAUGACCAGCGGCUGCUGAAGGGCCUGCCUUCCCUCGGGUUUCUCAACCCUCGCCUCUACAAGCUCAAAGGACAGGCUCUAUUUGAUGUGACUGAAGGCUGUCACCUGAGCUGUCUGGACGAAACGGUUCAGGGAAAAGGUUUCUGUGCUGCGCCCUCGUGGGACCCUGUGACAGGCUGGGGGACACCAAACUACCCCGAACUGCUGGCUACCCUGCUAGCUGAGUGAACUAUACAAACACUAUAGCACCAUCCAGACUCAUGACCAGGUGCCUGAUGCCAAAGGCGGGAUGAUGAAAUGGAAGGAAAAUGAUGCCUACGCUUUAGAUUUAUGCAUCUUCUGUUAUAGUCAGCCUUCAGGAAUGUUUUUAUCUGCCAUCAUCACUUCUAUCCAGUUAAGGAUUUGCUCAACUCCCUUUUUUUAUCAGUGUAAUUUGAUUUUCUCCAAAGGCUUUAAACUGUUUCUUGAGAUGUUUUUUGAUCAGAGAUAGUGGUGGUUCAGGAAUUUUAAUGCUACACUACAGCUGGCUGUUUGUGCUGUGCACUGCAUUUUAACAGAUCCAGAUUUCUUUUUCUUACGCAAACUUGCAGGUAGAUUAACACCACCAGAUAUAUACCAACCAGAUAUCGGUGUGGGUACACUGGUUGCUAUGCAUAAGGAAAACAUACUUAAAAUACACAAGGUAAUCACCUAUUACAUGUGCAUAUAAGCCUAUGUUUCUAUUAUAAAGUGUCUAAUAAGUUAGAUGUCAAUAAAUCUAUAUAUCGGAUGCAACCAUUUCUUCUGAUCAAGACAUGUUAGCAUGUAAUUGGAUAAUAAGUUUGAUUUGUUGUAAGACUGUGUCUGUUCUGCCAUACUAACUAACCUUCAGGGAAGAGCUAGGUACAAGUCACCAUUUCAUUUAAUGACAAAUAGAUAUUUGCAUGCCAUCAACAAAAUGCUGCUUAUGUGUUUGUAAUAAAAUGGGAUCAUUCAGUAUGUGACUUAAGGUCAAACUUUUGAAACUUUGGUUUGUUGCCGUCUGCUCUGCGGCUGUGAACUAACUAAAUGCACUGUAAUGUGUGGGUUAAAAGUGAUUCAGCAACUCUACCCACCAGCAUCGUUGCACUUGUUUUUACCUUUUAACCAUGUAAAUCCUCAAAUCAGAUGUAUUUAAUAGCAGAAAGACUGCCUGUGCUGUUUGUGAAUUUAUUAAAGCUGGACUUCUUUGAAAUGUCAGUUGAUUGUUGAAGACUAUCCUGAUUUUUAGAUGAAGCAUCAGAUCAGAAACUGGAACUCUGAAUCAUUUCCUUUUGAGAAACACUGCCAAACAUAUCCUAGUUCCUGCUUGUGCAUUGAGGUUUGAUUUAACUUGGACUGAACUUUAAUCUUUCACUGCUGAAACAGUUGCAAUUGGCAGAGUAAAUAUCUUCAAAAAUGUAUCAGAAUGAAACCUUUGAAUUUUCAAUGCUAAUUAUGACCUGCCCUGGUCUGUGUUUCAUCUUUGGCCAGACUCACAUAAUUAACCAGCUGUUAAAUGUCACUUUAAAGCUAAGUUUUAUGUGAUUACAGUUGUCAAUUGUGUCUAUGCAGAACGCUGGAAUAAAAACCACCAGAAUUUGUUUCA